Macadamia integrifolia is the source of this 1673-nucleotide messenger RNA. Its product is annotated as hsp70-binding protein 1-like. Gene Ontology annotation, molecular function: protein binding. Lineage: Eukaryota; Viridiplantae; Streptophyta; Magnoliopsida; Proteales; Proteaceae. Bases 321 to 1505 code for a protein of 394 amino acids. The record is from RefSeq and is a predicted model, not a curated record. The transcript is spliced from 6 exons.
UUUCUCUGAUCUACCAAUUCUAGGGGUUUUUUUUCCGAUUUCAAGCCGAUUUUAAUACGACUCGGAUCGAAAUGUGAACUGACCGCUACCGCGUUUUAAAACCCUGCUCACAAUCUCACACGUCUCUGGAUUUCUGUAGUCGUUUCUAGUUUCUAUGCUUUUAACAUUCCAGAAGGAUCGUAUCCUCUGGCGGUUCCUCCUAUAUAUAUACUCAUUUUUGUUUUUUAAUUUCUCCCUUACCAAAGUUAUACCCAAAUUGACUCGUUUCGAUUCGACGUUGCGAAUUCGUUCUCCUCUCUCUCUUUCUCCAGGAUUCAGUAAUGGCUAAAGAAGGACCCAACUGGGACGGAUUGCUGAAAUGGAGCCUCGCAAACUCCGACGGAAAUCGGCCUCCUCGACAGUUGAGUGAGGAGGAUCGGAAAUGGUUCAUGCAAGCUAUGCAAUCGCAGACUCUUGAUGUUAUUCAGCGGAUGAAAGAGAUCACUCUUGUUAUGCAAACUCCAGAGCAAGUGUUGGAGGCUCAAGGGGUUACUUCAGCUGAUAUUGAAGAUUUGCUAGAUGAGCUCCAAGAGCAUGUUGAGUCCAUUGACAUGGCUAAUGACCUUCACUCAAUUGGGGGUUUGCACCCUCUGCUUGGCCACUUGAAGAAUUCCCAUCCUGGCAUUCGAGCAAAGGCUGCAGAGGUGGUUAGUACGAUCGUUCAGAACAAUCCCAAGAGUCAACAACUUGUGAUGGAAGCGAAUGGCCUAGAACCUCUCCUCCACAACUUCAUUUCAGAUCCUGAUGUAACAGUCCAGACCAAAUCGCUUGGGGCAAUAUCCUCUUUGGUUAGGCACAACAAACCUGGAAUUGCUGCAUUUCGUCUGGCAACUGGUUACACAGGACUGAGGGAUGCAUUGGGGUCAGAGAAUGUUAGAUUUCAAAGGAAGGCCCUCAACUUGAUCCACUACCUUUUAAAUGAGAACCAUUCAGACCACAACAUAGUCACUGAGCUUGGAUUUCCACGCAUCCUGAUGCACCUGGCGUCCAGUGACGAUGCUGAAGUGAGAGAAGCAGCACUUAGGGGACUUCUUGAGCUUGCUCGUGAAAGGGGAGGUGGGACCAACAACAGUUUGGCUGAAGAUUGUGAGAAAUUGAAGCAAAUUCUGCAGGAUAGGAUCAAAGGUAUCAGUGUGAUGUCUCCUGAUGAUCUAGGGGCUGCUAAGGAGGAGAGGCAGCUUGUUGACUCCCUGUGGAAUGCUUGCUACAAUGAGCCUUCUUCUCUCCAAGAAAAAGGUCUGCUUGUUCUUCCAGGAGAAGAUGCACCACCACCCGAUGUCGCAAGCAAGAUUCUUGAACCUCCUCUGAGGGCUUGGGCUGCUGCAAACCCAUCGACAAAUCAAGACUCCAAGAGUGCUAAGAAAGAGGCCCCAUUACUCCUGGGGAUGGGUCCUCCAUCCACUACCCCUCAAGUUGAGAGAAGUACAAACUCGGGUUGUGAUGCAUCAGGGAGUGCACAAACAUGAAAUCCUUGGUGUAGUACGUUUAUAGCAACAAUGAAAGUGCUAGAAAGUGCUGUAUGAUAUUUGUUGUUUCCUUUUCUUUUUAAUCGUUCCUUUUCCUUCAAGAUAACUGCUUUUUGGUUGGGAGCACAGCUCAGUGGUUUAAUCGAUCUUCCUUUAUUGAGCUGGUCA